This is a messenger RNA of Drosophila bipectinata, 483 nucleotides long. Lineage: Eukaryota; Metazoa; Arthropoda; Insecta; Diptera; Drosophilidae. The record is from RefSeq and is a predicted model, not a curated record.
GACACUGGAUCUCAAUAAAGCAACGCAAUGAGUAUGGACAAAACACUCAAUAUAUUAAAUGACUACUCUUGCCAUGGACCUCCACCUAUUGGGGAAAACAAGAGGUGUCGAGACCGUGGACCUGGUCCCGGAUUUGAGUGGGCCAGAAGUGACCCUGCUUGGGACCGAUUCCCUAAAAAAGUAGGAGCAAGAGGUCCAUAUCGUGGGUAUAAAUUUGAACGUAGUGACGGUGGAAACGGUGGCAACGGCGGUCCCGGAGGAGAAGGAGCAGCUGGAGGAAAUGGAGGCGCAGGAGGUACUGGAGGUCCGGGCGGAAAAGGUGGCAAUGGUGGAGCCGGGGGCGAUGGCGGUUCGGGGUAAAAUAAAUAAGUCCGGUACCACAAUUACCAAUUAAAUUCAUUAAAGAGAAAUAGUCUUUUAAAUGUCAUUUGAAUAUCCUUGCCAAGGAUGGGUCAGUAAUAAACUUUAAAGACCAAAAGUAAA